This is a messenger RNA of Drosophila grimshawi, 5034 nucleotides long. Its product is annotated as probable serine/threonine-protein kinase nek3. The record is from RefSeq and is a predicted model, not a curated record. Gene Ontology annotation, cellular component: Cul4-RING E3 ubiquitin ligase complex; nucleus. NCBI's taxonomy places the organism in Eukaryota, Metazoa, Arthropoda, Insecta, Diptera, Drosophilidae. Gene Ontology annotation, biological process: protein ubiquitination. The coding region runs from base 1601 to 3505 and encodes 634 amino acids. The transcript is spliced from 7 exons.
UUGUUACGAGGCUGGCAAGUUUUGAAAGGCUAAAAGUUACUAUUCAUGAUUAAAAUAAAUACACAGCUACAAAAAGUGAAAAAUAAAAACAACUGCAACAUAUGUGAUAUGAACUAAACUAAUAAAUAUAAAACUAAAAUAUAUUCUAAAACAACAUGAAUGCAACUGGCAGCGAAAAGAGCAAAUCAAAUCGAAUAAUGAAACUAAAUAAAAAACGUAGUCAAUACUUGGAAAGCUACGAUAAAAGCUUUAAAUAUAUUUUCUACAUGAAAAGCAACUGUAAACAAUGAUGGAUAAAAAACACAAACACACCAAAUGUGAUCGAACAUGAUUAAAUUUUGAACAAAAAAAAAAAAAAAAGAAAGUUACAAUAAUUAUAGAACAAAACAAACAACGACAUUGCCUUCUUUCAUUUACAUUGCAAAACGUAAAUCGAAAUCGUAGUUUAAAAAAGAAACCAAACAAAAAAAAAACAAAAAAACUAACUAACUAAACAAGCAACUAAGUUAAUUACGUUGAUCAAUAGGAUUUGAGGAAAAAAAUACACAAAACUUAAAGAACAUAGCAAUACAAUUUUUCUACGUAUGCAUUAGCUGUAGAUUAGUUAGGCAAUGCAUAGACUAAGUCGGGCAAUCAAUUACAGUUACGUGAUAGUGCGCUUACGUUAACGUUACGCCAAAGGCCGCUGUCAAUAUAUAGAGAUCAAUAAAUGUUUAUAGCUUUUAAUGCCAAAAUUAAAACGAAAAUGAAAUCACCAACGAAUACGUUGCUACGUGACGUUAACGUGGCAACGUAGCAACGCAGCAACGCGUUACGUUACGCUACGUAACGGGCAAAACAAUAGACGCAAAACGAUAUAGCCUAACAAUCAACACACGUCAUUAUCAUAUUCAACUAGUUGAAGCAAUCAUCACUUCGUUACGUUACGUCAACGGCAGAGUCAUUCUGGACAACAACAGAUAACACCGACAGCAGCAGCAGUAGCAGCAGCAGCAGCAGUUGCAGCAGCAGCAGGCAGACAUCAUCGCUGGACGCGUGACAGCAACGACGUAACGGAGCUAGAAAGCACAGCCGACCACUGGCAAUCAACGCAGCACAUCCUCAGCCCGCCACUCAGCUGCGCCAGGACCUAAUCACUGACGCAGUUGCUCAACACCAAAUAUAACAGCACAACAAUACUCUUAGCGAAAAAAAGAAGAAGAAGAAGAAAAAGUCUUUGCUUCUAAAUAUAUUUCUAUAAUCCUCCUCCUUGUGCCUAAUUGAACGUGCUCUCUCACUUUACGUUUUCUUUCAAUCGAACGUUGCGUUAACGUUGCUGUGAGCAUUACGUAAAUAACGUUAAGCAAUUGGAUGCAGCGACAGGCAAAUCGAUUAACUAACUGAUUGAUUGACGGACGUGACUUUUAGUUUUGACGUAUUUAAGCUCCUAAACGUAACCUGUAUCAUCCCAUUGAUUUUGUACUGUAAGCCGUAAAACCAAAGUUCAACGUAACGCAAACGUAAACACUGUUUACACUGUUUAUAUUUUGUUACGAGUACGCAACGUGACCGUUUGACCGUUUAAAAACUUACAACAAGCAAAACAACAACAACAAACAAGAUGCAGGCCGCAUUGAUGCUAAGAUCGAAAUCUCGGGUGGCGAGAAGAAGAAAGCUACGAAAAUUAGGUGGAAGACUUGAGUUGCCUAGUAAUGUAGCAACUAAAGAAAUAGCUCCAUUUCCUCGUUAUCCACCUGAGUCAUGGUGCGCUCAGGGACGCGCCGCAUGGCUGGAGCGCGGCCGCCGCUGCAGCGUACAGGAGCAGCAACAGCAACAGGCCACCUACCACAGACGCUGGGUGAAGCGCAACCGAAUACAAGAUGCCUCAUUGGGCGGCUCAUCGGACGAUGAAGAUUUUCUGGGCGUACUACGAGGCCCCAGCACAUUUGCGAAUGCCUUUCUCUAUGUGGGCCUCGGAACUGUCGCACUGGGACUGGUCAUUGCAUUUGUCGGCACCGGCGAGAAGGGUUUUAAAACAGUGGAGCUAAGACUUAUAGGGCCCUCUCUCAUAGGUUUGGGUCUGAUCUGUUGCAUUUUACGCAUUCUCUUCUGCAUUUGCCCAUCACACUGCAUCUCAUCCAGCAAAAAGACGCGCAAGAAAAAUGGUAACAAGAUCGAUGCGGAUCACACAACCUCGCUGCUGCGAAAUGAGAGCAAACGCGUUUCAAUAGCUAGAGGACCCUCUAUACAGACGAAAUAUCCGAUUGCGCAUAAGCGUAGUCAGAGCAAGAUGCUUAAUGAGGGAAUGGAGGCACUGCGACAAAUAGCGACCACAUCGCUCUUCAUGCAGAACGAACAGAAAACGGCCAUAAAUCGUGUAGUGCCCAUCAUUAACGAACCGGAGACCAUGGAUCACAUGGGUGCAGAUGCGCCGCUGGAGAUGAAGAAGCUGCAGACGGCGCUGAAUUUGUGCGAGAUGAGCGAUGAGGAGCAAGAGGAGCAGCAACCACAGCAGCAGCAGCCAGUGCAGCUAGCCAAACGUACAACAACAACAACUGCCGUUACGAGUAGUACCACCAAAGAAACAACCAUAACCAUCCAACCAAGAGCAACAACAUCCCUGAGCACCGUAGAUGAGCGACCCAAUAGCAAAUUGUUGCGCCAACGUGUCGCACUCCAGCAGCAGCGACAACAACAGCAACAGUCAUCGUUGGCACAGCAACAACAGGAAGCGGAACAAUCUCAAUCGCUGUCGUCGUCCUCCACGAUCAAAGAUUCACUGGAUGGCGUUGUGGUUGUGGAGGAAACCUCUCUGAUGGACACUGAUGUGGCUACGAUAGUGCCAAUGCCGAAUAGUUGCAGCACUGGCGCCAUACCCCGGCUCAAAAGCAACAGCACGCAGGCAUCGCAACGACCGGGCAUUUCGACGGGUGCCACGCCCAAGACAACGCCCACCACCACCACCUCCGCCGCGGCCAGCAACAGCAGCUACACCAGCAGCUAUAGCACGCGCCUGACCAGCUCCCAAUCGCAUCCGACUAGCUACGAUCUGCCGCCGGCGCUGCCGCACACCUAUUCCGCUGCGGCGACGGUGCGCGGUCCACUCGGCAUGACGCUGACCGGCUCCAGUUCCGUAUAUGCCAUGCCCGCCAUGAGCAGUCGGAUGAGCACGCUCGCCACGCCGCCCACCACAACGACGAUUAGUCUGCUGCCGCUGCCAGCGCCGCCACUGGCGAGCAUUGCAAACAGUGGAUCCUCCGCUGCAGGCAGCUUAAUACCCGGCCAGGUGCCGGAGCCAACGACGGGCAUGGCCACCACAAGUCUGAGCAUACUGCAGCCGAUGCGACCAGCGACGGCAUCCUCGAUAACGGCCACCACAUCAUCGUCCAUAUUCGAUAGCAUGGUGCACAAAUCACAGCCGUCAUCCGCCAGCGCAACAAUGAUGAGUCGUGGCAGCAGUUUGCUACUGGCGCCCAGCAAGCUGGAGCCGGAGCUGGUGCUCAGUCCAGCGAAGCUUGGCCAGUAGACCUAUGCGACACAAGUUAGUUACGAUUUUAGUUAGGAUUUCAUGCAGCCACAAACUUAUUAACUACUUAUUGUAUAUGUCUAGGUUCCAUUUGUAUGUGUGAGUGAGUGUGUGGGUGUAAAUGUGUGAGUGUGUGCCCGUUUGUAUGUGAAUGUGUAUGUGUGUAGCUAAUCUCUUUUGAAUGUGCCACAAAGAACAAGCUAAACAGAUGACAAAAAAACAAAAACGCCCAACAAUCAUGUUCUAAAUUCCCAAAGCGAAUUACAUCCUUCAAGACUUACUUUGUAAAAAUCCUAAAAAGAAACCGAUUCGAAUAGUUUUAUAAUUUAAAUACCUUUAGAUUUUAGUUGCAUACUCUAAGUAUAAAGUAUUUUUAUAUAUUAUAAAAGAUAUACUCGUCUAUAUAAAAUUGUACUAAAUUAGUUUCGUAAUUUUGAGCUUUGGUGAAUUUGGUGCAUGAUUGCAAAUACAACAAAAAUAUUGUUCAACCUUAUACAGCUUUCAGUGUCUAUUUCCUAGGGCUUGCUCCUUUUAUAUAUAUACAUUUAUAUAUGUAUGUAUAGAUUUGGCAAUUUCCAAAGACUUCUCGACUAAAUGCACUUUCCUGACCGGAUCCUUUUAAAGUUUCGGCCCUUUCAGUGGCAUCAAUUUGGCCAAGUGCUCAGCAAAUAAAAAUUGCCAACCCGCGCUGUCUAAAGCUAUCCCUAUUUUAGUCAGGGUAUUAUAAAGUUUGUAUACCAACAUAUCGUUAAAUAAAUAUACAAAAAAUAAUAAUAAUAAUAAUAGAAUAUUUAUAACAAUAACUAAACACUGUUGCCAUAGCAAAGUGCGAAAACCGUCGUCCAGUUGGUCUUGUGCAUGGGCAUUAUGAAAAUUAAGAAACCUACAUGCAUAUUAUAUGUAAAACUAAUUAGAUAUGUACUAUUCCGAAAUUGAAUGUCGAUGUAGUUGAAUGUAACAAAUGGAUAAAAAUAUAAUGGCCCAGGUCUAACAAUUAGUACCCCCACAUCCCAAAACGCCAUUGGGUACCAUACCAAGAAGACAACCCAAAUCCCAGAUAGUUCCAAAAAAAAUAUGUGUUGAAAGAGCUCUUUAGCAAUAAUAUGAGUACCAUGAGUAUAAAAAAAAAAAAAAGGGAUGAUUCAAUUUCGUUGAAUCUCAAUGCAAUAACUUAAUUUUAACAAAUGAUUUAUUUUCAUACCGAUUAUUUAAAUUUAAAAGAUUUUAUCACUUCUUAAGGCACUUUUUAAUAUCUAUGGCAACAUUCGAAAUGCAAACAAUAAUUCCUGGCUCCAACCAGAGAAAAAUGAUUGAAAAUCAUAUUAAAUAAGCCCAGAGAAUAUUAAAUCGGAAAUCAAGGAAAUUACAUAAACUUACAACUAUCCAUUUGGGCAAAUAAUAGAAAACAUGUGUAACAAAAGAGACAAAACCAAAUGCAACUAAUAGAAACAACAUAACAAAAAAUGAUUUAUGAAUUAGUAUGUAUGUCAAUAUAUGUAUGUGCAGAAUAAAACCGAAAUGCAAAACUA